Messenger RNA from Arabis nemorensis, 279 nucleotides. Lineage: Eukaryota; Viridiplantae; Streptophyta; Magnoliopsida; Brassicales; Brassicaceae. The record is from the annotation of a GenBank genome assembly.
AUGCAAGACUUAGCUUUGGGCGAGCCGGAGAUGAUGGAGAUUGACUAUGAGCCUUCUCGAAUUGAUAAACCAAAUUUGCACAACGAGCGAUUGCCCAUUGACACGCCUAUUCUAGAUGACGAACCGCCAGACGAUGAACUGCCAUCGGGUAUUGCGCCUGGUUUGAGAGGUGAGCCGACCAGCAUUCUUAGCAGAAGAAACCGCCUACCUAACUCGGUCGCGAAAGAUACUCAAGUAAAAGAAUACGGCUGUGACACGGUUUGGCUCGAUAAAAUCUGA